Messenger RNA from Mus caroli (Ryukyu mouse), 4161 nucleotides. RefSeq names its product p21 (RAC1) activated kinase 2 (gene Pak2). Gene Ontology annotation, biological process: protein phosphorylation. Lineage: Eukaryota; Metazoa; Chordata; Mammalia; Rodentia; Muridae. The record is from RefSeq and is a predicted model, not a curated record. Gene Ontology annotation, molecular function: ATP binding; protein serine/threonine kinase activity.
CCCAGGGUUGUGGCCACGCGCAGCGGCAGCGGUUGUUCCGCUUCCCCUCCGGCCCGGGCCGUCGCCAUUGCCGAAGGCUCCUGCCCUCCCCUCCCUGGCCCAAGGGGUUCUGCGCCUCACGGCCUCGGUAGCGACGGCCGCGCCCCGCGCCGCUCCCCUCCGCCCUGCCCUCCUCCCUCUCUGCGCCCCAGCGCAGUGCUCGCCCGCGUCGGCCAGGCAGCCCGCCCUGGGUCGGGCGGAGACCUUUCCUCUCUGGCUGUUUCAUAAUUCUGAAUCAUGUCUGAUAACGGAGAGCUAGAAGACAAGCCCCCAGCACCUCCAGUGCGGAUGAGCAGUACCAUUUUUAGCACCGGAGGAAAAGAUCCUUUAUCAGCCAAUCACAGUUUGAAACCUUUGCCUUCUGUUCCAGAGGAAAAAAAACCCAGGAACAAAAUCAUCUCCAUAUUCUCUGGCACAGAAAAAGGAAGUAAAAAGAAAGAAAAAGAACGGCCAGAGAUUUCUCCCCCAUCUGAUUUUGAGCACACCAUCCAUGUUGGCUUUGAUGCUGUUACGGGAGAGUUCACUGGCAUGCCAGAACAGUGGGCACGGCUGUUGCAGACCUCCAACAUUACCAAACUGGAGCAGAAGAAGAACCCUCAGGCAGUGCUGGAUGUCUUGAAGUUCUACGACUCCAACACUGUGAAACAGAAGUACCUGAGUUUCACUCCUCCUGAGAAAGAUGGCUUCCCUUCUGGAACACCAGCACUGAACACGAAGGGGUCAGAGACAUCAGCUGUAGUGACAGAGGAAGACGACGACGAUGAAGACGCUGCUCCUCCCGUCAUUGCCCCUCGGCCAGAUCAUACAAAAUCAAUUUACACACGGUCUGUCAUCGACCCCAUUCCUGCUCCAGUUGGUGAUUCUAAUGUUGACAGUGGUGCCAAGUCUUCAGACAAACAGAAAAAGAAAGCCAAGAUGACCGAUGAAGAGAUUAUGGAGAAAUUAAGAACUAUUGUGAGCAUAGGGGACCCAAAGAAAAAAUACACAAGAUAUGAAAAAAUUGGGCAAGGGGCUUCUGGGACAGUUUUCACUGCGACUGAUGUGGCCCUGGGGCAAGAGGUUGCUAUCAAGCAGAUUAAUUUACAGAAACAACCAAAGAAGGAAUUGAUCAUUAAUGAAAUUCUGGUGAUGAAAGAGUUAAAGAAUCCCAACAUAGUUAACUUCUUGGACAGUUACCUGGUAGGAGAUGAGUUGUUUGUGGUAAUGGAGUACCUCGCUGGUGGGUCCCUCACUGAUGUCGUAACAGAAACCUGCAUGGACGAAGCGCAGAUCGCAGCUGUAUGCAGAGAGUGUUUGCAGGCGUUGGAGUUUUUACAUGCUAAUCAAGUGAUCCACAGAGACAUCAAAAGUGACAAUGUGCUUUUGGGAAUGGAAGGCUCAGUUAAACUUACUGACUUCGGCUUCUGUGCCCAGAUCACUCCUGAACAGAGCAAACGCAGUACUAUGGUUGGAACACCGUACUGGAUGGCACCAGAGGUGGUGACACGGAAAGCCUAUGGUCCCAAAGUUGACAUAUGGUCUCUGGGCAUCAUGGCUAUCGAGAUGGUUGAAGGAGAGCCUCCAUACCUCAACGAAAAUCCUCUGCGGGCAUUAUACCUGAUAGCAACAAAUGGAACUCCUGAACUUCAGAAUCCAGAAAAACUUUCCCCAAUAUUUCGGGAUUUCUUAAAUCGGUGUUUGGAAAUGGAUGUGGAGAAAAGGGGUUCUGCCAAGGAACUGUUACAGCAUCCUUUCCUGAAACUGGCCAAACCAUUGUCUAGCUUGACGCCACUGAUCCUGGCAGCUAAAGAAGCAAUGAAGAGUAACCGCUAACAUCGUCACCGAGGCCUCCUAUUCCCUUAUCCAUUUUCUAAAAGAAGUCUUUUAAUACAUGAAAUUGUUACUCUGAGGGGUUUAAAGAGACAGUCUGCAUCACAUGGAGGAAAAAAAAAACUAUUAUUUUCUAAAGAUGACCAAGAGAAAAUUGCAGUAAGAGAGCUAUGACUUUGAAACGAGCCCCUGCUUUAGGGUCCAAGAGGAACGGUGGACUGCAUCACUAGCCUUACAUGUCCCGCAGACCGCGCUUGACAUUCGCAUACUGUGUGAUGACUCUUAGUAUGGCAGAUCCUGUUCAUGUCUCCCCUGGGGGAUUUCCCAUACUUGAAUGUCAGAUUCGAGUUUUUCCGAGUAUUUCAUCUGCUGGUCUUCUCUCCUUCGUAACCUUCCCUUCCUCUAACCCAUUCCUUCUAAGUUGUCACUUCUGAGUUUUUCUUAUGCCUAUAUCCAAGGCAGAUGUGAUAAAAUGAUUGAUGUAGCUCUUUACAUUGGGAAAGGAGCUUGGCAUGCUUAGCUUCCUAUAGAAGUCAGGACCGCUGGUGUACGGAGUGUUUCAGUUCAGAGCCUAAACUGAAAGGGGGAAAGUAUGUGAUUUUUUUACCUUUUUUAACAAAUGUGAAAGAGUCAGCUUUAGAAAUUUUGUGGUAGUAAGUUUGACAUUUGUUACAUGUAUAGAAAGAGGACUAAUAAUCUAUAUUUAUAACUAAAUCAUUGAUACAGAGAAGAAAAAUCCCACUGACUGUAUAUUCUCACUAUUUUGUAGUCUUUUCUGCCUGUUUCUCCUCAUAUUUGGCUUUAGGAACCAAAGUGAUUUGUGCUUGUUGACACAGGCUGUAUGACUUUGGUGCCACUCCCUUCCCUGUGUUUCCUUGGAAAUAAGUGUCUGUAUAUGUUGUGAUUUUAGGUGUCAGUUUUGAAUCAACCCUUAUUUCACAUACACCCCCUCCACCCUCUAGAGCAAGAAAUAACCAUUGAAUUUUCAGAAUUUAAAAUUUAAAAGAUUUUUCCUAUUUAAAAGGAAAAAUAUUUGGGACUAGCAGAAACCAGGUGAGAUUUGAACCUUGGUGAGUUCUAGGCUAGUUGUAAUAAUGAAAUGUCAAUAUUGUAGAGGUGAAGUUUCUGAAAGUAAACUGUAAAGACUCAUCGAAUCUACAGUGUUCCUGACCCAUUAUCAAUGCUUUACUGGUUAUGACAGAUGAAAUAGCGCAGUACUUGAUGGAUCAUUUGAGGUGUUGGGUACUUUAGUGUUUGUUUUUCCAAAUGAGUAGGGUAUUCAUUGUAAAAAACAAAAACAAACUGGAGAAAGAAAACUGCAGUGUUCGUAUUGUUAGUAAUACUUUUAUUUUAAAGAUUUAAUAAAAGGUCUGUGACCUGUAGUAGUAGCUGUUAGCUGCCCUCUCCCCACUCCUGUCUUUCCUCUUCUCUGCUUCUCUGUAUUGCUUUGUUGUUUUGCCUGUGAGGAGGUAUUGCUGUCUAUCCUACAGUCCCGCAGCCAUAGAAAAGAAAAUCCCUGUGGUUGGUUCAGGUUUGUUCCCACCAUCCCCUUUCAAAGAAUGUGACACAUACUCACCCUGCCAUUCUGCAGAGUACAAAUCAUAAAUGAGUAAGUUUACUCUUUGGGUUGGGGAAGGGGCAGGGUUUCAUUUCCUGUUGUUCCCAUUAGAAUACGGGAUAAGAAGAGAUCACUAGGGGCUUUCAGCGAAAGUCAACAUCUAGAGUACUUACUGGCCUGUUUUCCUUGUGAGCUCCUUUUCCUCUGGACUGUAUUUUCCUACAGCUGUCACUAAAUUACAGGAACAAAGUGGUUUCUUUGUGGUGGGAAGCUAGGCUGCCUCUUGAGUUCUGGCUGUGAGCGUUGUUUGUGAGCCGCUGUCUGGAUAGAUUGUGAGACAGUGCUGCCAGCAUAGAAGAAAGCCAGCUACAUGGUGGCACUGCUUAAGAAGGUGCUCCGUCCUCAGUCCCAGAGAGCACCGGGGGCACAGGCCGCUGCCCCUCCUUAGGCUGUGACUCCACACCGGCUUGUCCACAACAGAAGCAGUCUGGGGUUUGUACUUAGAAUUUCUUGGAUGGUUAUUUGCAUGUCCAUUGCUGGCGACGGACUCUGUCAUUCAAACCUGACUCCAAGGUUAAGGGAGCUGCACUGUGGUUUAUUCUCUCCUGACCUGGAUAAACUAACCUGGAAUAGUGAAUAGUAAGGGGUAAUUUUGAGAUGUGUCAUUUUUAAACAAAAUAAUCUUUAAAGCAAUAUAGAAUUGUGAUUUAUUAGUUAAUUUUAAAUUAAAAUUUUGAGAUCCUGUUGAAAGACAA